Molecule: messenger RNA, 447 nt
Organism: Cotesia congregata
Lineage: Eukaryota; Metazoa; Arthropoda; Insecta; Hymenoptera; Braconidae
Source: the annotation of a GenBank genome assembly
AUGAGAGAGUUCUCUACUGCAAAAUAUGUACAAUUACCCAACAGAGUUUUUGUGCCCAGUGAGUGGCCUGUCAAAGGAUUGGAGUCAUUCCUUUCAAAACUGACUAAGCUUGUGAUCGAUGAUGUGACUUCCGAUAGAGUAAUCGUCCUACAAGUGCAGGAUAUACCUACGAUUCUGGUAUGUUGCGGAGAAGGAGAAGAAACUCAGUACUUCUUUCAAAGAAUUUCCAGUCCAGGCCAAACUGAAGCAUAUGUUAUUGAUGUCGUAAUUGCCACAAUGGAUAAUUUAUCAAAAAAAAAUUCCAUGACAUCCGAAGAUUCAUCGAAAAGUUCAGAGAAUGAUAUCUCCGAUUCUGAUAAAGGAAUCUCAUUGGAUAACUACAAUAUCAUGACGCACCAGAGUGAGAACAAAACAGCAUAUUACUUCGUACUAAUUCAGGAAAAGUGA